AUGUCUAUUAUGGAUCACAGCCCCACCACUGGGGUGGUGACUGUUAUUGUUAUUUUGAUUGCAAUUGCAGCUCUUGGUGCCUUGAUCCUGGGCUGCUGGUGUUACCUGCGUCUGCAGAGACUCAGUCAGUCUGAGGAUGAGGAAAGCAUUGUGGGUGAAGGAGAAACCAAAGAGCCCUUUCUUCUGGUGCAGUACUCUGCCAAAGGACCUUGUGUGGAGAGGAAAGCUAAGCUAACUCCAAAUGGCACAGAAGUACAUAGCUAA
Molecule: messenger RNA, 264 nt
Organism: Merops nubicus (carmine bee-eater)
Lineage: Eukaryota; Metazoa; Chordata; Aves; Coraciiformes; Meropidae
Gene: SNN
Product: stannin
Exons: 1
Coding region: 1-264 (87 amino acids)
Cellular component (GO): mitochondrial outer membrane
Source: RefSeq, a predicted model, not a curated record